Molecule: messenger RNA, 1985 nt
Organism: Cheilinus undulatus (humphead wrasse)
Lineage: Eukaryota; Metazoa; Chordata; Actinopteri; Labriformes; Labridae
Gene: naa50
Product: N-alpha-acetyltransferase 50, NatE catalytic subunit
Exons: 5
Coding region: 192-701 (169 amino acids)
Biological process (GO): mitotic sister chromatid cohesion
Cellular component (GO): NatA complex
Molecular function (GO): acyltransferase activity, transferring groups other than amino-acyl groups
Source: RefSeq, a predicted model, not a curated record
GGGUUGACAGUCUCUACACAGUCGUGGAAGGAGUACGGCGGCUAAGCUAACGGCAACCACUGCUACUAGCUACAUGUGGAGGGUAAAACGGGAGGCAUCCCCAGCCCAAACUCUGUCAAAAAUCACAUUUUUUACUCUGAACAACCCAAAAGUUCAGCCUCAUCGAAAAUAAGGGAUAUUUACUGUUUACAAUGAAAGGUAGCCGGAUCGAGCUGGGGGAUGUUACGCCCCACAACAUUAAGCAGCUGAAGCGCCUCAACCAGGUCAUCUUCCCUGUCAGCUACAACGACAAGUUUUACAAAGAUGUACUGGAAGUUGGAGAGCUCGCAAAGCUUGCAUACUUCAACGACAUUGCAGUGGGUGCCGUGUGCUGCAGAGUGGACCACUCUCAGAAUCAGAAGAGACUGUAUAUCAUGACACUUGGCUGUCUAGCACCCUACCGUAGACUUGGAAUUGGUACAAAGAUGCUGAAUCAUGUGCUAAACAUCUGUGAGAAGGACGGCACUUUUGAUAACAUUUACCUUCAUGUGCAGAUCAGCAAUGAGUCAGCCAUUCACUUUUACCAGAAGUUUGGCUUUGAGAUCAUCGAGACAAAAAAGAAUUACUACAAGAGGAUAGAGCCAGCAGAUGCCCACGUUUUGCAGAAGAGUCUUCGCAGCCCUUGCGCACCUCCCACUGGAGAGCUUCAGAAGGCAGAGUAGGGGCACAGCGUUUGAGAAGAGCACUGAUGUGCCCGCCUCCACAGAAACAGAACUGUGACAAAAGCCCCAGGGUCAACACAUUCAACACUUCCUUCAAAGGACGCUAAAAAGACAUAAAACAAAUUAAAAGUACAAAAAAUGCUGCAUUUAUUUUGCAAGGGGGUACCCUUUGAUAUUUGGUUUUUACAUAUUUUAUUGCUCCCAUUUUCGCAGAAAUACAGACAAUUGAAAAUGACUAAAAGCUCAGUCAAAAAUGCUCCUGUUUACAGAAUUGCCAACUUCUGACAGUUCUAGACUUGGUGGAGGGGGAGGGUGUGGUGUUUGCAAAUCAUACUGUUUGUGUUUGAGUUGUUUUAAGAGGUUAUUAACGGGGGCGCAUCUAUACUGUUGAGUAAAAGGAAACAGUUUUGAAGCUGUAAAAGUGUUUGAAAGACCAUCACCGACAUGAAGUCCUGGCUGGUCAGCUUGGAGUGAUGCUUUGAGUUGUUCAUGGAAGAGUUAUACCUCUGAUCCCUCGCCAUCUGAACCUGGGAUUUACGGGAAAUCUGUCAUACCAGCUUGUUGACAUGUCACUAUCAGAUAAGUAAAGGAUAUAUGUACCUCGGUACAGGUGUAGAGGAGGCUAAAUGGUUUUGAGGCAGGAGGGAAGACUUGGUCACCACUUAUAGUUUCUGUAUAACUUUAUUUUCCAGCUGGUUAAUUUAAUUUCCCUCCGAUUGUUAUCUUAAAAUUUCACAUCAAGAUGGCAAAUGGUUCAGAGGCUCUCCAGGGUUUAUGAGUGAAAGUCUUAAGAAAUGAGAAGCUAAAUUUUAUUGAAUGUUUCUGCAAAGGGCACUCAAUGUUUUCUGGGGAAUGUUUGAAUAACAACAGAUUGGCUGUUCAGGAUUAGAUUUUUGCAUUAUUUAACAUGUAUGAUAAAGGUGUGUAAGGAUGUGUCUCUGAAUGCAUGCAAGUGUUUCGAGACAUCUCACCUUUAACACCCAUGGCACCUUAUGUAGCCACAUAGCAGAAAUCGUAAGCUCAAACGUCCCGUCUCGGUCAAUUCCUGUUGUUACCAACACCUUCAUUGGGUUAAAUGCUCUGCAGAUUGUUUGGGAAUUUUGGUAUGGUCUACUGGAAGUGUUUGACCCCCAAGGGAGCUCUGACCCCUCUGCAUGCGAGGAGAGUUGUGUCCUCUCCACUGUAGUAUAAGCAUGUUUUUCCUUUCUUUGAAGAAUUUUAUCUUUUCUGGAGCUCUAUAUUGUAAGACUUUUUAACGUCUAAAUAAAGGAAUUACUAUUUGCA